AUGACUCACCUGAUGGGUCCCACGGAGUGCGCCAGCGCCAUGAUGAGCACCUCGAUGCCCUUCCUGGACAACGGCCUGGGCCCCAACCUAACGGAUUACAGCUGCUAUGCGAAUGAUUACUGGACCACGCCCUACAUGACCGGCGGCCUCAGCCCCAUGAAACAGAUCGAAGCCUGCAUUCAGACGGCUGGCAAGGAUCGCAGCUCCUACAAGCCCCUGGAACAGAUCGAUGCCAAAUUGGCCGACAUCGAGACGCACAGCAUGGGCAGCAGUGGCACGGCGGCAGGGUCCAGCAGCAGCAGCAGCAACAGCAACAGCAGCAGCAGCUCCCUCAGCAACCCCAAUGGCGGCUGCCAGGAGCAGCAGACCUCGCUGCUCCACCAAGAGUAUGCCGGCGGCAGCAGCGAGGCCACAAGCGGAGCAGCCUUGGUGUCGGGCCCAGGGGACAGCACACCGGCGGGAGCACCUUCCGCCGCGGGCACACCAGCCAAGAAAUACAAAAAUCAACACAAAAAAGACAACAACAGUUUGGAAAAUAGUUCUGUAAAAGCCAACAACAAUCACAGCGCCAGCAGCAAUGCCAAAGGGGAAUCAGAGCCAGUGCAUCCAUCGCUGGCCCAGGCCAUCGUUGUGCUGGAGACGAAGGCGCUGUGGGAUCAGUUCCAUGCCCAGGGCACCGAGAUGAUCAUCACGAAGACGGGUCGUCGCAUGUUUCCCACGUUUCAGGUGCGGAUCGGGGGCCUCGAUCCCCAUGCCACCUACAUCUGCAUGAUGGACUUUGUGCCCAUGGACGAUAAGCGCUAUCGCUAUGCCUUCCACAACUCCUGCUGGGUGGUGGCCGGCAAAGCGGAUCCUAUUUCACCGCCUCGCAUCCAUGUCCAUCCCGACUCGCCAGCGGCCGGCUCCAACUGGAUGAAACAGAUCGUGUCCUUCGACAAGCUGAAGCUGACCAACAACCAGCUGGACGAGAACGGCCAUAUCAUACUGAACUCGAUGCAUCGCUAUCAGCCGCGCUUCCAUCUGGUCUACUUGCCCCCGAAGAACGCCUCCCUGGAUGAGAACGAGCACUCGAGCCACUUUCGCACGUUCAUCUUUCCGGAGACGAGCUUUACGGCCGUGACUGCCUACCAGAAUCAGAGGGUGACACAGCUGAAGAUCUCCAGCAAUCCCUUCGCCAAAGGCUUCCGAGACGAUGGCACCAAUGAUGUAACCAGCGGCAGCACCAUGAGCCACGAGAGCCAGGCUCGCAUGAAGCAGCAACAGCAGCAACAGCAGCAGCAGCAACAGCAGCAGCAGCAGCAGCUGCAACAGCAGCAACAGUUGAGUGGCAAGGAACGAACAACCAGCAACACUUUCAGCCUGAGUUGCACAGAGCUGAGUGUGGAUCCCCAACAACAGCAGCAGCAGCAGCAGCAACAACAGAGUGGCAUGCAACUGCCAGCCACGCCCUCGAGCAGCUCCGCCUCAGGGAACUCCCCGGAUCUGUUAUCCUUCCAAAUGGAGCAACUGCAGCAGCAGCAACAGCAGCAGCAGCAGCAACAUCACUUGCAGCAACAGCAGCAGCAGCAACACCAGCAGCAGCAACAUGCCACGUUGCAUCACCAGAGCCACAAUCAAUAUGGGAGCUAUCACCAUGCCUACCAGACCCAUCCACUGACGCCACACUCCACCAGCUCAGCCUCGCCGCCGGCUGUAGUCCCCGCCAGCAGUGCAGCGGCCACAGGAGGGGCACCAACAGCAGGAGGAGCAACUGCAGCAGGAGCACCAGGCGCAGAAGCUGGCGCUGGGGCAACUACCCAGGUGAUGGCGGCGGCGGCUAACAUUUACUCCAGCAUCGGCCAGCCCUAUGCCCAGGAGCAGAGCAACUUUGGGGCAAUCUAUCAUCAUAAUGCUGCCGCUGCUGCUGCCGCCCACUAUCACCAUGGCCACGCCCACAACCAUGCCCAUGGGCAUGGGCAUGGGCAUGGGCAUGGGCAUGGACCCUAUGCCAGUGCCUACGACAAGCUGAAGGUGUCGCGGCAUGCGGCAGCCGCCGCCUAUGGAAUGACGGCCAGCUACCAGACCUUCUACGGAUCGGCGGCCCAUCAUCAGAUGAUGCGACCCAAUAGCUAUAUAGAUCUGGUGCCCCGCUAGAUCGCGGAUCGGACAUUGCAGAUCGCAGCAAAAAAGUAUUAGCAGCAGUUGAGAUUAAACCAAAUAAAUGCAAAAAGUAUU
Molecule: messenger RNA, 2214 nt
Organism: Drosophila persimilis
Lineage: Eukaryota; Metazoa; Arthropoda; Insecta; Diptera; Drosophilidae
Gene: org-1
Product: T-box transcription factor TBX1
Exons: 7
Coding region: 1-2133 (710 amino acids)
Biological process (GO): cell fate specification; regulation of transcription by RNA polymerase II; positive regulation of DNA-templated transcription
Cellular component (GO): nucleus
Molecular function (GO): RNA polymerase II cis-regulatory region sequence-specific DNA binding; DNA-binding transcription factor activity, RNA polymerase II-specific
Source: RefSeq, a predicted model, not a curated record